GUCUAUAGCGGGGACCCCCAGGUGACAGCCUCUCUUGUAGGUGUCACCAGCAGCUCCUGCCCUGCUGACCUCACCCAGAAGAGAGAGCUGACAGAUGCUGAGAGCCGAGCCCUGGCGAAAGAGCGCCAGAAGAAAGACAAUCACAACCUGAUUGAGAGACGGCGAAGGUUUAACAUCAACGACCGCAUCAAAGAGUUGGGGAUGCUGAUCCCCAAAGCCAACGACCUAGACGUGCGCUGGAACAAAGGGACAAUCCUGAAGGCGUCUGUGGACUACAUCAAGAGGAUGCAGAAGGACUUGCAGAGGUCACGAGACCUGGAGAAUCACUCGCGGCGUCUGGAGAUGACAAAUAAGCAACUGCUGCUCCGCAUCCAGGAGCUGGAGAUGCAGGCACGUGUCCACGGGCUGCCCACCUCCUCACCCUCGGGUGUCAACGUGGCCGAGCUGGCUCAGCAAGUGGUCAAGCAAGAAGCCAGCGGUGACGAGGGGACACUGGAGCCACUGCUGCCACCUCCAGACCCUGAAUCGCUGCCACAGCCAGCGUUGCCUCCACCACCCCAGUCUCCUUACCACCAGCUGGACUUUACCCACAGCCUGAGCUUUGAUGAUGGCUCCCGGGGCUUCCCAGACAGCCUGGAGCCCGGCCACAGCGCUUCCUUCCCAUCCUUAUCCAAGAAGGAGCUGGACUUGAUGCUGAUGCAGGACACCAUGCUGCCCCUGGCCUCCGACCCCUUGUUCUCAGCCAUGUCUCCAGAGGCUUCCAAGGCCAGCAGUCGCCGGAGCAGCUUCAGCAUGGAGGAUGCAGACAUGCUGUGACAAAAAGCUGCUCCAACGCUGGGGGCAUGGACUGGACCUUCAAGUUUGGUUAGUGAAGUUACA
Messenger RNA from Antrostomus carolinensis (chuck-will's-widow), 879 nucleotides. It is a transcript of the gene TFEB, whose product is annotated as transcription factor EB. The annotation marks the transcript as partial. Gene Ontology annotation, molecular function: protein dimerization activity; RNA polymerase II cis-regulatory region sequence-specific DNA binding; DNA-binding transcription factor activity, RNA polymerase II-specific. Gene Ontology annotation, biological process: regulation of transcription by RNA polymerase II; humoral immune response; positive regulation of DNA-templated transcription. Gene Ontology annotation, cellular component: nucleus. The transcript is spliced from 5 exons. The record is from RefSeq and is a predicted model, not a curated record. Lineage: Eukaryota; Metazoa; Chordata; Aves; Caprimulgiformes; Caprimulgidae.